AUGCUAUUGCUCUUUUCGAUUCUCUGGGUUACGGCCUACUUGUUCAUGUUGGCUGUAGCCAACAGCUCUGAGCAAAACAUCGCUCGGGGAUUGAACGACAUCAUGCAAGAAUUGGAUCCACUCACACAUUUUCAAAGUACACCCAAGAACAUCAUGUUUGGUGCCAAUAUGGGAGGUUCCUCACACCAUAGCUGGGUGAUGCGAGUAUUAGACGAACUUGAUAGGCGAGGACACAAGAUCACCUAUGCUACCACUAAAAACAACCUCCGUUUCAGUCGACAGCGGCCCUAUAUCAAAGGAAUCUCCAUUGGAGAUACUUCUGUAGCAGUAAAUCACUCAAUGUAUCAUACCAUGACACCCAUGCCUUUUGACGCUAUUGCAGGUAUCGUUGAUUUGACGGCAAGCAAUUAUGCAUCAUACUACCAUGCGUUCCGGCAAGUAAUUGAAUCCCAAUCCAUCGAUGUUGUGCUUUGCGACCACAUUUCCUUUGCUUGUAUCCAUGCUGCCAAAGAGACCAAACGUCCGGUUAUCAUUACGAUGAUGAUCAAUGAGUCGCCAGAGGCCGAGUUAGCUUACAUCAACAAGAGCCCAUUCACCAUGAUGGAAAGUAACACGGAGCACUUGUCGUAUAGCUACCGAUUCUAUGAACGCUUCAUAUGGCCCAUCCAAUUAUUGUGGCAUGCUGGACCCAACAUGGCUCGGUAUCUUUACAUGUUGCAUUCGCUUGGACUUGGUCUCAACCCCAAAGAUGGAUGGCAAGAUGCAGUCAAAUUGGUGAAUAAUUUGUACGGCUUUGAUGACCCAAGACCUAUGGGACCAUUAGUGGAGCUUGUAGGACCUAUCUACAACGAUCAUUUUGAUCCAUUAACACCUGAAUUGGCCUCUUUCCUUGACACACAUAAGAGCGUGGUGUAUGUUGCUUUUGGUCAGCAUACACAAUCCAAGGAUCAUCAAGAAUCAACACGUGUAUUACAAAUGCUACUCAACAAUUACGAGGCAGGCGUAUUGGAUGGCUUUAUUUGGUCAGCAACCAAGGGCACUCCUCUACCGGAUCAUGUGACAAGUGCAUCAGGCACCCACUAUCUACUCAACAGCACAAAGUUUACGGAUGUUGGCAAGGUUGUAUCAUGGGCACCCCAAAUGGCUAUUUUACGACAUCCUUCAGUGAUCAGCUUUGUAAGCCACGCAGGCAUCAUGUCGCUGUUUGAAGCAAUGUACCAAGGCAAACGAAUCCUCGCUUAUCCUUUUAUGACGGAUCAAUUUGCAAAUGCCAAAUUGAUUGAGCGCACAGGUGCUGGAUUAUGGCUCACGCAUACUGAUGACAGGCUUGAUGCCCAUCGUAUGACCGAGAAAUUGCGUCGUGUCGUGGAAGAUAAAGAGGGUCAUAUGCAAAAAGUCGUCGACAAGUAUCAAGCAUUGGUUCAGAUCCAUGGCCGAAAUAGUGUUGAUCGUGCUGCCAAUAUUGUCGAAGAGGUGGUGUAUACAGCUGAUAGUGAAGGCCAUUUGCCACAUCGUCGUGAUAUUGCACGUAACCUAUCCUUCUUCAAGCGUAACAACUAUGACUUGUACCUCGGCUUGUUUGCUCUCAUCACUACCACAUUCAUCUUUACCCGUUACCUAGUCCAAUUGUUUAUUCAACAGCAAAGAAGCACAAGCGAUAUCAAAGUAAAGAAGCAGUAA
Messenger RNA from Lichtheimia ornata, 1680 nucleotides. RefSeq lists its product as uncharacterized. Gene Ontology annotation, molecular function: UDP-glycosyltransferase activity. The transcript has 4 exons. The record is from RefSeq and is a predicted model, not a curated record. Bases 1 to 1680 code for a protein of 559 amino acids. Lineage: Eukaryota; Fungi; Mucoromycota; Mucoromycetes; Mucorales; Lichtheimiaceae.